Messenger RNA from Cuscuta campestris, 500 nucleotides. Lineage: Eukaryota; Viridiplantae; Streptophyta; Magnoliopsida; Solanales; Convolvulaceae. The record is from the annotation of a GenBank genome assembly.
AUGCUUCAUCAUCAUCACUGCUCUGCCCCUUUUUUUGACGAAGAAGGAGACGAAGAAGACGACAAUGGCGGUUUGGCGGGAGAGCAGAACCGGCAGUUCCCGCGCUCUUGUUUCGGCACCCGGAAAUGGCCCAAGCUCCGCACGGAAUUUACGAGAUUGCCACGGCAGAGGAACCUAUCGCUGCUGACUCUCUCCACCUCCCGGUAGAUCUCGUGCACGAAGACGUGAGUCGCCGGCGCGCCGCCCGUCUUGCUCCGGGAGAGAACGCCGGCGGUGAAUAUCACGGACGCCCUCCCGGGGGCCGUGGCGGGCCAGCCGCGCGGUCCGUCGACGAGGAUGACGUCCCAAGGGACGUCGUAGAUGUGGUUGGGGAGGUCGUUGAGGGCCAACUUGCAGUCGGAGUAGAGAAGGUUCUGCACCGGCCGGCAUUCUUUUCUGCCCUCCUCCUUUGUUACCCAACCCCACACCGGAAAAUUUAAAAAUAAAUGAUGGGUUAGCAA